CCCCCGCGCCGGCCGAGCGGUCCGCGGCGGAGGCGGCAGGAGAGCGCGCCUUGGAGCGGCUCAGAGUGCCCGGGCCCCUUGCUCUGCCGCCUCGGAGCCUCGGAGCCCCGCGCUGCGCCCCGAGGUCUCCCGUGCCGUCCGUGCGCCUCCCGCGCCCUUCAAGCCGCAGACCGUCCAGGGCAUCCUCCAGCCCCAGCCCCAGCGGGACCGGGAUGGCCGCAGCCCGCGGCUGAGCUAGCCCGGGGGUGCCCCAUGGGCCGGCCCGCGCCGCGCCCCCUCCGCGGCCGCCCCCUCAGGCCCGGGCCCCCCCAGGCGCCACGGGCCCAGGCGGCCCGAAUGGCGAUCGCGGCGGCAGGGGCAGGGGCUGGGGCCGGCGCGGGUGGCAGGCGCGGCCACCACUGACGGGUAGUCCGGCACCCCAGCAGGCAGCGCCCUCCUGCCUGUUCCAUAUGCCUGUGGGGCCAGCCCCAGACCAGCCUGGUGUGGUCAAGAACCAUUGAGUCUUGCCUUGAGAGAGGCCCAAGUCCCACCCGUCAUGGGACCUCAGUUUCCCCAUCAGUGGACCCCCAGGGGCCAUCUCGGGGAGAGCAGACCCAGCUACCAGCCAUGGAGUUGUCAGUGCUGACGGGGGAAACAGAGGCCAAGGAUGCAGCGCUGGAAGGCAGCGGCCUUGGCCUCGGUGCUCUGCAGCUCUGUGCUCUCCAUCUGGAUGUGUCGGGAUGGCCUGCUCCUCAACCAACGCCUUGGACCCGCAUUAGCCCCGCUGCGCCGGCCACCUCGCACCCUGGAUGCCCGGAUCGCCCGCCUGGCCCAGUACCGUGCACUGUUGCAGGGAGCCCCGGAUGCGGUGGACCUGCGCAAGCUGACGCCGUGGGCAGGGCGGCCCCCGAGUCCCCAUCGCCGAGCGGGACCCCGGCGGCGGCGCGCGCGUGCGCGGUCGGGGACGCGGCCGUGUGGGCUGCGCGAGCUCGAGGUGCGCGUGAGCGAGUUGGGCCUGGGCUACGCGUCGGACGAGACGGUGCUCUUCCGCUACUGCGCAGGCGCGUGCGAAGCGGCCGCGCGCGUCUACGACCUGGGCCUGCGGCGCCUCCGCCAGCGGCGGCGCGUGCGGCGGGAGAGGGUUCGCGCGCAGCCCUGCUGCCGCCCGACGGCCUACGAGGACGAAGUGUCCUUCCUGGACGCGCACAGCCGCUAUCACACGGUGCACGAGCUGUCGGCGCGCGAGUGCGCCUGCGUGUGACCCUACCUCACCGGUCCCGGCCGGACGGCACCCACGGCCGCGCCCGGCAAACCCCGCGACAGACGGCCCAGGCGCUGAAGAUGCCGUCGAGGCCUCGGGACUCUCGCGAUACCUGUACAGAGAUAAAGUGUGGAAAACGGA
Artibeus jamaicensis (Jamaican fruit-eating bat) is the source of this 1381-nucleotide messenger RNA. RefSeq names its product neurturin (gene NRTN). The transcript has 5 exons. The coding region runs from base 647 to 1240 and encodes 197 amino acids. Gene Ontology annotation, molecular function: receptor tyrosine kinase binding; growth factor activity; glial cell-derived neurotrophic factor receptor binding. Lineage: Eukaryota; Metazoa; Chordata; Mammalia; Chiroptera; Phyllostomidae. The record is from RefSeq and is a predicted model, not a curated record.